CAUAAAAUAGCUCAUCCUGAGAAAAAACCUUAUCCAUGUAAACAGUGUGGUAAGUCAUUCACUUAUCUAUAUUUACUUCAGACACAUGACAGAUUUCACACUGGAGAAAAAACCAUAUAAAUGUAAGAUAUGCAGUAAAGCAUUCCACUGUUCCCUUUUUCUUCAAAGGCACAAAAGGUCUCAUGCUUGGGAAAAACCCUGUAAAUGUAAACAAUGUGGUAAGGCCUUCAGAAGUCACAAUUCCCUUCAGUUGCAUUCAAGGACUCAUACUGUAGAGGAACCUUAUAAAUGUAAGAUAUGUAGUAAAGCCUUUCUGUGUCCUCUUUUUCUUCAAAGACAUGAAAGAACUCACACUGAGGAAAAGCCCUUUGAAUGUAACCAAUGUAGUAAAAUCUUCAGAGACUGGAGUACCUUCCAAGUACAUGAAAGAGCUCAUGCUGUAGAAAAGCCCUAUAAAUGUAAGAUAUGUAGUAAAGCCUUUUUUCAUUUCUCUUCCCUGGAAAGACAUGAAAAGAUUCAUACUGGAAGAAAGCGAUAUGCAUGUAAAUAUGUAUGUAAGCAGUGUGGUCAGUCCUUCAUUUUUCCUUGUUUGCUUGAGAAGCAUUUAAGAACUCACACUGAUGAAAAGCCCUAUGAAUGUAAACAAUGUGGUAAAGCAUUUAGGAGUCUCACUUAUGUUCGCAUACAUAAAAGAACUCACACUGAAGAAAGGCUGUAUGCAUGUAAACAGAGUAGUAGAAGUCUCAGUUGUCCCAGUGCCCUUCAGUUACAUGAACUAACUUAUCCCGCAGGAAAACCCUAUGCAGGUCAACAAUCUGAUAAAACUGUCAGAAAAUUCAGUUAUUUUCAAGUACAUGAAAGGUCUCAGACUGAAGAAAAAGCUUACGAGUGUAAGCAAUGUGGUAAAAUUCUCAGUUGUUCAAGUUCCCUUCAGCUACACAAAAGAAUUCAUACUGGAGAGAAACUACACGAAUGUAAACAGUGCGGUAAAGCCUUCACCGUUCUCAGUAGUCUUCAUGUACAUGAAAUAUCUCACACUCAUGAGAAGCUCUAUCAGUGCAAGCAACCUGGUAGAGUUUUCACUCUUAGUAAUCUUAUAUUGGACAGAAAGAAAGCUGAAGGAAAUGCUUGUGAAUGUAAACACUGUGGUAAGUCCUUUGUUUCUCGAUAUUUACUUCAAAUGCAUGAAAGGUCUCAUUCUGCAGAGAAACGCUAUGAAUGUAAGGUUUGCGGUAAAACCUUCAUUUAUCCCUCUUUUCUUCAAAGACAUGAAAGAACGCAUACUGGAGAAAAACCUUAUGAGUGUAAACAGUGUGGUAAGGCCUUCAGAGUUCAGAGCUCCCUUCGAUUACACGAAAGAACUCACUCUGAGGAAAAACCAUAUGAAUGUAAACACUGUAGUAAAGCCUUCUGGCGUUUCCCUUCUCUUCAAGUACAUGAAAGAAUCCAUACUGGAGAAAAACCCUUUGAGUGUAAACAAUGUGGUAAAGCCUUCAGAUGUCACAGUUCCCUUCAAAGACAUGAAAGAACUCAUAGUCAUGAAAAACCAUAUGAAUGUGAACAGUGUGGUAAGGCCUUUAGAUGUCAUCGAUCGCUUCAAAGACAUGGAAAAACUCAUGCUGGAGAAAAAGCCCCAUGAAACUGUAGAGUUACCAAAAAUUUUUAGACUUUCCAUUUUCUAAUGCUUGAAAAUACUCCUGGGAAAAUAUGGUGGUAUAAAACAAGUGUUGAAAGCUGCAGAAUUUUGUUUUGUUUUAAUCAUAGACUUACUAAAGAAAGACCUAUCAAUAAUAGGUGUUCAGAUGUUCAGUUCCAAGCCUGGUAUGGUGAUGCAUGCCUUUAAUCCCAACACUGGGGAGGCAGAGGCAGUCAGAUCUCUUUAGUUCAAGGCCAGACUACAGAGUAAAUUACAAGACAGCCAGGGCUACAUAGAGAAACCUUGUCUUAAAAAACAAAAGAUGUUCAGUUCUAUUUGAAGACUUGAAUACCUUUGGUGGAACACGAAUGUGAUUUGAGGAUACCUAAUUUUUCAUAAUCUUAAUGAAUAAUCACAUGAUAAUGCAAAUAAAGUUAGCUCUUACAAGAAUAAAUGUUGGAUUGAAACUAGUUUGGCAAGAAAAGAUCGUAAAAUUUUAACUACACUAAAAGUCAUGAAGACUAUUGGAAAUAAAUCUUAAGUAUUUUGAAAUCCUGGUGCAAACUAACCUAUAAUGCAUAGAUUUUUAUAUCAUGAAUGUAUUAUAUAGGUUAUGAAUAUAUUGUGUUUACCAGUGAUUUGUGUUUAAUGGUCAUCAUAGAAGGGCUUAGUGGUACAGGCCUGUAGUGUUAGCUACUCAGGUGGCUGAUGGAGAAUUGCAAAGUCAGGACCUGCCCAAGCAAUUUAAGCCCUAUUUUGUAAUCAAAGCUGAAGAGUACUGGGUAUGUUGUUCAUUGUGUAGAAUACUUGGCCUGGCACGCAUGAGACUGUUAAAUUCAAUCCCCAGUACUCUUACCAAAAGAAUAAGAGGGUGUUGCCAUUUUAAGAGAGGCAUGCAUUGAGGUGAAAUUUCUUAUGCUCUUCAGGAAUAGAGGUAGUUAGUGAUAUAUACCUUGUCGAAGAAUUUUAUAAUUAUGUGUGAAGAUCAUUGUGUCUUGUUAUUUUUCCUGAU
Messenger RNA from Psammomys obesus (fat sand rat), 2648 nucleotides. Its product is annotated as zinc finger protein 709-like. Gene Ontology annotation, biological process: regulation of cytokine production; regulation of immune system process; negative regulation of transcription by RNA polymerase II. NCBI's taxonomy places the organism in Eukaryota, Metazoa, Chordata, Mammalia, Rodentia, Muridae. The transcript has a single exon. The record is from RefSeq and is a predicted model, not a curated record. Bases 86 to 1639 code for a protein of 517 amino acids.